UGCCUUUUUUCUGUUGUUUUGAUCAAAUAAUUAUUGUAAUCAAUUGUAAUUAACAAUAGGUAACUAUAAAGCUAUAAAAAUUGAUACAUAAUUAUUAUUUUCCUACUGCUAAUUUUGUUAUCAUCAUGUCUGAGCAAACUUCUGAAGUUAAUUCUCAAAAUAUAUGCGGCUUGUGUAAUGAAAAGUCAAGCAAAUACUGCUGUCCACGCUGCAAUGUUUUCUAUUGCUCUCUGGACUGUUACAAGUCAGAGAAACACUUGACAUGCUCAGAAAGUUUCUAUAAAGACUGUGUCAACGAAGAAUUGGCUUCACAUCAGGCAGACGAUGAAUCCAAACGCAAAAUGAUUGAAAUACUCAAGAAAAUGCAAAAUGAAGAUUUAGGCAAUCCAGAUGAUAUCGAAGAAAUGUUACAAAACCUUGAUGAAAACUGUGAAGAUGAUGAACCGAUAGACUCGGAUGAUGAAGAAGAAAUAGACUUGCACGAUCGAAUAAAAGACUUAAAUCUUGACGAUCCAGAUGCAUUGUGGAAUGCGUUAACUACAGAUGAAAGGAAUGAAUUUGAAGCUCUCUUGAAUCAA
Molecule: messenger RNA, 578 nt
Organism: Ostrinia furnacalis (Asian corn borer)
Lineage: Eukaryota; Metazoa; Arthropoda; Insecta; Lepidoptera; Crambidae
Product: zinc finger HIT domain-containing protein 2-like
Exons: 2
Source: RefSeq, a predicted model, not a curated record